This is a messenger RNA of Engraulis encrasicolus (European anchovy), 5028 nucleotides long. Its product is annotated as lamin-A-like. Gene Ontology annotation, molecular function: structural constituent of cytoskeleton. Gene Ontology annotation, biological process: nuclear envelope organization; nuclear pore localization; heterochromatin formation. NCBI's taxonomy places the organism in Eukaryota, Metazoa, Chordata, Actinopteri, Clupeiformes, Engraulidae. The transcript is spliced from 13 exons. The coding region runs from base 456 to 2447 and encodes 663 amino acids. The record is from RefSeq and is a predicted model, not a curated record. Gene Ontology annotation, cellular component: nuclear lamina; nuclear envelope.
GAAUUGCCCCCCAUUACAUUGUAUGUAUUGGGUAGGGGGCCCUUUAAGAUGACUUUGUCCUGGGCCUAGCAAAAGCUGUCAGGGGCCCUGGCUGUGUGUGACUCCUCCUCUUUCUCUCAGCCUCUCCCUCUCGCUCUCUCUGUCUCUCUGUCCCUCCCUCCCUCCCUCUCUCUCUCUGCUCUUGCUCCCUCCCUCCCUCCCUCCCUCUCUCUGUUGCGCGUCAACCCGCCGGUAGAGAAAAGCUGGCAGCCAGUGCUGACCUGAAGCCAAAGGCAGUGAGAGCGAGAAGAGCGGCGGCAUUCCUGUCCUGAGACUUCAUAGAGCGCGCACCACACUGCUCCACACAGCAGCACACAGCAGAGUUUGAACUCUCUGACAGACGCCACCAGACCAAACAAGGGGGACACAAGAUCCAGUCAUUUGCACUUAAAGGAGCAGUCAUACAGCACCACGACAUGGAGACCCCAGCCCAGAAGCGCAGGAGCGGUGGAGGGGCGGCCUCGGCGCUCUCCCCCAACCGCAUCACGCGCCUCCAGGAGAAGGAGGACCUGUGCAACCUCAACGACCGGCUGGCCAUCUACAUCGACAAGGUGCGCUCGCUGGAGACGGAGAACGCCGGCCUGCGCCUGCGCAUCACCGAGUCGGAGUCGGAGGUGAGCCGCGAGCUGGGCGGCAUGAAAAAUGCCUACGAGACGGAGCUGGCCGAUGCCCGCAAGACCUUGGACUCGGUGGCCAAGGAGCGCGCCCGCCUCCAGCUGGAGCUCAGCAAGGUGCGCGAGGAGUACAAGGAGCUCAAGGCCAGAAAUGGCAAGAAGGAGGCUGACCUGGAGGCUGCCCAGGCCCGACUAAAGGACCUGGAGGCCCUGCUCAACUCCAAGGAUGCCUCUCUGUCCACCGCCCUGGGAGAGAAGCGCAACUUGGAAGUGGAGAUCCGCGACCUGAAGGCUCAACUGGCUAAGGUGGAGGACCAGCUGGCUCUGAGCAAGAAGCAGCUGCAGGAUGAGAUGCUGCGUCGGGUGGAUGCUGAGAACCGCAUCCAGACCCUCAAGGAGGAGCUGGACUUCCAGAAGAACCUCUACUCGGAGGAGCUGCGGGAGUCCAAGCGGCGCUACGAGUCGCGCAUGGUGGAGAUUGACAGCGGGCGGCAGCAGGAGUUCGAGAGCAAGCUGGCCGACGCCCUGACAGAGCUGCGCGGGCAGCACGAGGAGCAGGUCCGCAUCUACAAGGAGGAGAUCGAGAAGACCUAUAACUCCAAGUUGGACAAUGCUCGCCAGUCUGCGGACCGUAACAGCCACCUGGUGGGUGCUGCCCAUGAGGAGCUGCAGCAGACUCGCGUGCGGCUGGAGGGCAUGUCCGCCCAGCUCAGCCAGCUCCAGAAGACGCUGGCUGCUCGCGAGGCUAAGAUCCGCGAGCUGGAGGAGGCCAUGUCUCGCGAGCGCGACCUGAUGCGACGUCGCCUGGAGGACAAGGACCGCGAGAUGGCCGAGAUGAGGCAACGCAUGCAGGAGCAGCUGGACGAGUACCAGGAGCUGCUGGACAUCAAGCUGGCCCUGGACAUGGAGAUCGCCGCCUACAGGAAGCUCCUGGAGGGAGAGGAGGAGAGGCUGCGCCUCUCCCCGAGCCCUCCGCCUACCCGCGUGACCGUGACCCGGUCCACUGGCUCCGCCACGGGCUCCGCCUCCGGCUCUCACCACGCCCGCAUCAUCCAGACCACCAGCAGCAGCCGCAACUCCUCUGGCAGCGCCAAGAAGCGCCGCCUCAACGAUAACGACAGCGACGCCUCCAGCGUGGUGGGCGGCACCGUGACCCGCACCCGCAUUGCCCAGCAGGCCUCAGCCAGCGGCCGUGUCACCGUGGACGAGGUGGACCUGGAGGGCAAGUUUGUGCGCCUCAGCAACAAGGCUGACCAGGACCAGCUGCUUGGCCACUGGCAGGUGAAGAGGCAGGUUGGCACUGGCGCCGCCAUCGUCUACAAGUUCCCACCCAAGUUCACCCUGAAGGCCGGAGCAUCUGUUACCAUCUGGGCAGCUAACGGAGGUGGAACUCACAACCCCCCCUCUGACCUGGUGUGGAAGACCCAGAACUCCUGGGGCACUGGGGACCUGUUCCAGACCACCCUCAUCAGUGCCAAUGGAGAGGAAAUGGCCAUGAGGAAGGUGACAAGAACUCUGUUCCAGGAUGAAGAUGAUGAAGAUAUGGCUGCCCACAGCACUGGCGUGGACAGUGAGUACAACCUGCGCAGCCGCACGGUGGUGUGUGGCUCGUGUGGGCUGCCGUCUGAGAGGGGCGCUGGCAGCUGUGUGUCGGCCACCUCCUCCUCCUCUCAUCGCUCCAGCAGCGGCGGAGGAGGCCUGCCCGAGGGCAUCCUCACACAGUCCUUUGUCCUGGGCAACAACCAGCCACGUGUACAUGGAGGCCCCCGUCCAGAGAACUGCUCCAUCAUGUAGACUCCCAGCCAGCCACAGUCUACCUGAGGCCCCCACCUGACGUGGGGUGUCCACACUCAAAACAGCUGUCAUUCACCUGCAGCUACCGAGAGGCAGCCUCUCCCUUACAAGGGUUAUGUUUUUUCUACAUAUUUUUUUUCUUUUAAAUAAAUAUAUAUAUAAAGAAUCAGUCUUAUUUUGUACAACAUAUUGGGUGAGGGUGGGGUAGUUGGUUAGCUAUGCAUGUGGCAAAGGGCUUAUAGAUGGGGAAUAUAAUGUCAAACAAAAAUAAGUUUUGUAAGGGAGUGUAUGUCUUGUCUAUGUGUUGUUUUCUAUUCUCCAGUGUUGCAUGCAUGGUAGCUGGGCUCGCUUCUGUAAAGGCUUUGUAGGGAGCAGAUUGGUUGUUUGUUUAGGCAAUAAGAGACAGGCACUGGAGCUAGGGGAUACCUCCCUCUCUCCCUCCCACUUUCCCUCCCUGGGUUGAACGCUAGAACGUGGGAUUCAUAGUAUACACUACACCCCCCCCCCACACACACACACACACACAGCUCAGAUGGAAUCCCAUCAUUGAAUCCAACCAUCUUUUAUUUUUAUUUUUAUAUAAAUGUAGUGUUUCUAGGAUGUACAGCAGUUUGGCCGGCACAAGGAAAGGGCUCGGGCCACAUGAAACACAUCAGGUCUGUUUCUGGAUAAAUUUACAAAUGGACUCAGGAACCAGAGAUCUGCUGAAAGGCACCUUGCUGAUGUUUCUUAUGUAAAAUGUCACCUCUUGGUAUUUCCGACAUCGUGUUGAUUUUUUGAGGAAAAAAAAAAACCUAUUUGCUGUUACACAAGGAAAUCUUUUUUUUUUGCAUUUGAAUUAACCAAACCAGAGAGGACUUUGGUCAUGGCAAUGGUGCUCGGCUCUCUGCGUUCUUGAUUAACUGCACUGCCAAAUGCACUGCCAAAAACACAUGGUACAUUGACAAAGCCUUCGAAACGUUUUUGUUGGAUAAGUGGAAUUUGGAAAGGCACAGAGGAUAGGUUUGGUUUUGAAUGUCUGGGAUAUAAGUCGUUGCCAUAAAUGUUUUACACUUGCGCUUGCAUUCUUUUCCAUAUGUUUGGGAACCAAUGCAUUGGAGAUUAAGUCAGAGUUUGAGUAAUGUUUACUAAAAGUAUGUACAUGUGUAAAGGGAAACUUGGGAACAUGAUAUGGCAGCAUAGACUGGAAAUUGCUAUGUUUGUUUUUGACUGAUGGAAGCACAGCUCUUCUACAACUACAGGUAGUUGUACCGGAUCAUUAGAUGAUCUUUUGUUUAUAUAGUAGAAAAUAUCAUUAUGCGUGCUACAACUUUGUUUCAACCUCUCAAUAGAUAUAUAUUUUUCAUUUUUUUAUUGUUGAAGGUUGGUGUAUUGAGAUUUUGAGCAUGUCUGCUGAUGUUGGCUCCAAUUAUGAGUAACACUAAUGGUUGGUUAAGUACUUUAGAGUGAUUAUUGGAGAAAUAUUUUUGCACGCUUUAAAGAAGCGACUAAAUCCAAAGAAAGUUUGAGCAUUUUUUUGUUAUCAAUGUUUUGUACGACCAAUGCAGUUCAAUGUCUAUUCCACAGUGCCUUGUACCAUGCCUGAAACUAGAUUUGUAAAAAAAAAAAAGUGCCCCUCUCACUCAUCUUGCUUGAUGCUUUGGUUUAAGGAACAUAUUCUUUUUCUUUUUGUGGGGGUGUUAUGCAUUUACAGUACUUGCGCUUAUUGGGGACAUUUUUUUUGGGGGGGGGGGGGGGGUUGUAGAAGGGGGCAUGUACUUCUUUUCACCAUACAUUGUUCGAUAUGACUUACUACAUUCUUGAAUGUCUAUUAUUCUUUGGUUUGGCUGACCAUUUGUACUGUAGCUUAAGCAGCACUCGCUAUAGUAUUGCUACAAACUGUUUUGCAUUAACUUCCUGUUUUUGUUAUUGUAACGCCUUUUGUUUUCCUAUCUAAUAACGGAUAUUCCUAGUAAUUGUGACAUGUGACAAGGUAAUAAAAGUGUCCAAUUUGGUAAUACUUGAUUCAUUAGUCAAUCACUGCCUCCUCAGCGGUGAUUGCGUGAUUUGUGCAUGCUUGCCUUCUUGGGUUGUGUCCAAAGUGUUCACUCAUUCAUUCACUAUAACUGUGUCUGUACAUGUGCUAGGGUGCUAGACCUAUUUUGUUCCUUGUAUAAUACACUUUAUAGGACAUGAGUGAACAUUUUGGAUUCAGUUUCUUGUCUACAGAGUGAUGAUUCUUAAUUCAGGUGGGGGGAAUUGAAUUAAAGGCGUCCAUCAAUGUCACCUCAAUUUGCAUGUCACCAAUUCAACCACAUUUUGUGAAGCUCAGUUGAGUAGACCAACCCAAACGCAUUGAUGAAUGUACCAGAGUAAGUGUCAUAUUUUUGUACAGAGUAAGUGCUUUAUGUUGUCCUUGUUUGUUACAACAACAAAGUAUGAAGCGUAAGGACAUUUGCAUUGCCUUUUUCAUAUGUUACAAACAUUAAGCUGAAUGCCAAACACUCCCUUUCUUUAUAUUUUCUUUUUUGUAAAUCAUUUUUGUUCAACGGGCAUGUAUGGGAAAAUAAAUAAUGCAUCAUUAAAAUGAAUCAUUUUUCUA